AUCGGGGAAGCCCGUCCACCCUGCGAGCCGCAGGAUUUCCUUCACACACCAGAAAGAGCGAAGGCUGCGCGAGGGAUCGGGCUCCGAAAAACACACCCGGCUCGUCACGAUCAUCAUCAUCAUGAUGCCGCUGCGGACGAACAAGGGCUCGAAACACACACGCGUCGGCUGGAGGGAGCGACGCCGCGGUUCUGCAUGGAAGUGAACGAGCGGUGUGUGACAUUCCUGCUGCGGGGGAUGUGUGCAGCGACGCGAUGCCGCCCUACAGCCUCUACCCCUGUCUCCUCUUCUACUGUAUAGGGUACCUCCUUGGAUCGGUGCACCGGCGCUGCGGGGGGACCAUAGAGCUCGUGCGGGAGAAGAGCGGCCACAUCGACUACUCGCUGCCGCCGGGAAAUGAGUCGGAGCCGCGGAGCCGCGCGGACCCGGUGCGCUGCACGUGGCUGCUGAGAGCGCCGCUCGAGCGGGAGCUCCGGCUCCUCGCGCUGUCCGUGAGCGGCGGUUCCCGCCUCUGUGUGGCUUCGGAGCGCGGCGGCGGCGGUGACGGCGGCAGCGACGGCGAGGCGGUGUGCGCGAGCGGGAGCUCGAGCCUCUUCUCGGGUACCGGCAGCACCGUCGUGUCCUGGACUUCCAGCAAUGCGACUGUGAACUGGACCCAGUCGGUACACGUCUUUUUCACCGACUGGAAUGAAGCCAGGAAUUCUUCUGAGGAUAUGAGUGAGUUUUGGACUGUGACAAAUUUCACCACGUUCACAGCGACGCCCUCUUCAGAAACGUCGGGAGCUCCCGGAGGUACGGCAAAGCCCUGGUCCUCACCGUCUUCAUCGGCAGAGCUGCGCCACAAGAGCAGGACUUACCCCACCGUGAGGGUGGGAAAACAAGGUGCGGGGCAUGGCACCACCGUCACUGCAUUCCAGAGCUCGUCGUCAGGCCCCUCCCCCUGGCUUGGCCCGAGCUUGUCUGCUGUAUCUGAUAAGGAAAUGGCCCCCCUCCCUCAGGAAGGCAGAGACAAUAACCCGGACACGUCUGUCGAAGCUCUUGGCGUUUCAGACCUCUCUACCACUCUAAGCUCCAUGGCCGAGAGUGAUGGGCAAGCAGGGGAUGUUGCAGAAUUACACCAAAAUGACUCAGAAGUUCAGGAUUUUAGAAGUGAGCAAAAACCGCCUUUUGUCCUGCAAUCCUCCACACAUUCAUCAAAGUAUGGCGCUGGUGCCGCUCAGUUUGUUUCUUCUAAGGGGGAUUCCAGCAUCACUGCUAGCUCUGUUCACAAGAUCCCACCAAGGUCUACCUUGGAAACCUUUAGCCAGAAGGUCGGUAGGAGCUCUGAUGCCACUUUUACCACAGACCCUUUAGUGGAUGACCAUCAGGAUGGUGUGGGUAUGGUCCAUCCCAGUCCUUCUGAAGAUACCCCUUCUGAGGCUAACACUCAUAUAAUUUUCAAAUCCAAAUUCUCCCCAACCAAUCUGAGCCCUGGACAUUCACCUGAAUAUCAUCUCACCACAAUGUUUGGAGAUGAUCCCAAGAGCAGCGCCUCUGUCCAAAACGAUAACAAACACUCUUUGUUGAACAGUCUUCCUAGCACAGUUGAGCCAAAAGCCAAGGAGCUCCACUCUGUGUCUCCUUCCACUCCCAGCAGCACCCUUGGGCUCAUCCAUGGACUGACUGGAUCUACUGGCUCUGAGAAACCUUUGCUGGGGGGAUCACAAACAGUCACUCAGCAAGAGUCUUUUGUGAAGCCCAAGCUGGAAGAGACAACAUAUCCUGGGAAUGAAGUGGAUCAGAUGGUAAAUAAGGAAACUUAUGGAAGCACUAAGGGGUUUCAGACCAGCACUGGAACUGUGGACUUUCCAGGAUUUUCCACCAUCAAGACAAGAGGUAGUACUGAGGCUGAGAUCUUGAAGACCUCUAAUCCAAGUGUUUCUGGGACAGACGUCACUACACUGCCAGACAGAACAGAGGAUUUAAGUCUUAUAUACGUGUCCAAAAUUUUUGACAACGUCACAUCCGAGGAUACAGAAGCUCCUUUGCAAAGUACACAUCCAGUUGUCCCUUCUGGUCAGACUGCAUCAAACACUCCUAAUGCAAAUUUAGACAAUACAAGGACGUACGGUGUGACAUCCUUCACGGACUCCGAGAUCACAUCUGGUACAAACGUGGACCAAGAGUCGACCAAUGUGGGUAAAACUGACUUUCAUCUCUCUGUGCCCCAUAGCACAACACUACACCACAGCUCCAUGUCCCCACAUUACACUGAAACUCAGACAACACUUCCUGAAUUUAGUAGCUCCACCUCGACGGAUAGCCACAGUCCCACAUCCUUCUCCGGUACUUACAUGUCCGACUUCUCUUCUUUCCCUCGAAGCUCAACUAACUCAGCCCAGAUCUUUGACAGUUCAACCUCUACCUUGUCACUGCCCACCAGUGGAGGCUCAAAAGCUGCAGACUACACCGUUCUUAGCACAGGAGGUCCCCAUGUGGCCCCCAACACACCUGAGGAUGAAUUUAGGACUCUGGCUCGGAGCACCACAGGGGUUCUCUUGGAGCUGACCAGCAGCUCCAGCUUCGCCUCCCCGUCUCCUACGUGGAAUCCUGAUACCUCUCAGGAGGGAACUCACACAAUUAGCGGGGGACAUUCUGAGAGAGAAGGCACUUACACUGAAGAUGCAACAGUGGCAUAUUCUCACACUCUGCCCCCAAUGCGCACGGUCACAAUAAACUCUGAUUCUGGUGGAACAGUGACGGACUCCACCGGAGGCUUCCCUUCCAUUUCUCCAGGUAAGGAGGUGAGCACUGUUAGAGCCUCUGUCUCUCCAUCACCAAACGGCACUGUGGUUGCUCCCAAAGUUCCCGAAGAGGUCUUUACAGCAGUGCAAGGCGGCAUGGGUGGAACGAGGUCCGAGGCCUGUCCAGACUGCACAGCCAGCCUUCCGGUCCUCGUCAGUCAUACAGUCACUAUGACGACGAGUUCAACCAGCCAAAGUUCUGUCAGCACAACUCAGCAAAGGACUACAGAUACACCUCAUUUCCAACACCAUCCCAAGAUGACCUCAGUUGCUCCCACUACCGUGUUGGACCCGGUAACCACUGGGAGAGCUACAGGCACGGCCUCUACAAACACCCCCCUGGACAGAACUCUAACAGCCUCCAGGUCCCCAACGAAACCACUCCCAGGCAAGGUCUUCGUUGUGGAGGACCAGCCUGCCAUCAUCAAAGAAGAAACAGUGCGGCUCCUCCUGCAGAUUGUACUGGCGCCCGACGACCGUGGGGCCGGAGAUGCCGCUCACCUGGACAUGUCCAAGGAGGACGCAGUUGCAAAGGUGGACUCGUUCUUACGCAGAGCCCCGGGCUUCCAGGAUCUGCGGGUUUCGUGGACGAGCGAUGGGGCCGUCGUGCAGAGCAUCGCCACGUUUGGUACCGCUGGAGCGCUGUCCUGGCUCGGGGCGCCGGGGGCUCUGCUGGAGGAGACGGGGCUGAGGGAAGCUGUGAGCCAAGGCCUGUAUGUGAGUGGAGCCAAGGUGGAGAACGUCACUGUGGGCGGGCUGCACUCGGACCUCUGCCCCUGGCUCUUCCUAUGCCCUCCGGGCUUUCGCUGCGCUCUCAGCGGCCCGGGCAACGCCAGCUGCACGUCACUGUGCCACACGGACUAUUGCAAGAACAACGGCAUCUGCACGCAUCACCACGGCCAGCUGCCAGCGUGCCGGUGCCCAGUUGGGGAGGACUUCUGGUUCAUGGGCCGGCAGUGCGACUCUCAGAUGACACGCCAGAGGCUGGUCGGUGUGUGCCUGGGGGUCCUGUUCUGUGUGGCCGUGCUCAUGGGCGCCGUGUCUUUCCUGGUCAUACGACACUUCAAGGCCAUGCUGGUCCAGGCCAAGGUGGACCAGACGCGCAGCAGUUACCGACGGUUCAAUCACUUCGACGAGCUGUCGGGCAGGUUCUGGCUGCGCUCCUGGCCGGGUUCUGCGGAUUCGCUCGACAAUCCGGCCUUCAGUCACUCUGACGAGCUGCUCCACCUGAGGGCCCUUGACCGCACCUGCUGUUACCAUGACGACACCCUCUCCGUUGUCUCCACCUUCCAUGGCAGCGGAACUCAUCUUAACACAAUCUACGCCCACGGCGCCCAGUAUAACUGGGACCUGAGCGACGCCAGCAUCAACGAGUUCAUGGCCGACUCGGGGAAAGCCAGCGACCUGUCUGUGUGCAGCUGGCCCAUCGAGCCCAUCCAGUGGACGCCCUUCCCCCUGCUGCAGCAGCUUGGCGCCCACAGGCCGGUUCGGACAUCCCGGCCUCACUCCUACUGCGAGGGAAUGGAGCUGGUGGACCUGGAGAAAACCUGGACUGCUUAACACUACAAGCAAGAAGAACCAGAGUAAACCACAAACUAAACACGACCACAAAACACAGCUGGCUGUCCAAACGCCCUGCCCGGCAUCCGCAGCGAUGCUCCUUUUCUUUUCAGGAAGAAUUACACAUACCCUUACACCGUAACCUGUUCCAUACACACACCAAGUGCAAAUCCAAGGCUUUUCCUUUCAGUAUCUUCUAAUAUACUCUUAAAAUCAACCUGGUUUAUAUGUUCCACUUAACAUUUACUAAAAUUAAAAGUUCUGGAGUUCAAGAAUCUUUUGAUUAAUUCAUAUUUGGUAGAGCAUGUACUUAAUGGUUCAAUACUGGCAAGCCACGGUAAGGUCUGGGUAAUACUCAAGGUUUGUAAUAUACUUCCCAUUUAACAUGGAGAUUUUUUAUUUAUUUUUUUUUUACUUUUUUAAAAAAAAGUCAAAACAAAAAUUAAGGUCUGUGGCAUAGCCUAAUGCUGGAAUCUUCCAUUGAAACUUAAAUUUGUGCAUCAUUGUAGUAACUAAAUCAAUAUGGUUUGAAUAUAUACAUAUGCACACACUAUUUCCGCAUGUAUUUAAACUACCAGCAAGAGAUUACAUUCACCACCGUUCUAGCCUUCCAAACUCCUCAUUCAGAGAUUCUGCAUUUCAAGAGACAAACCUGCAUUCAAACGACGUCAACAAACAUGUACUGAGCAGCCAAAAAGUCAUGAUUUAUUAAUAUUGAGGAACUUCAGAUCUCAAAAUAACCAAACUGUACACAUUACAAUCACAAUCUAUUUGUAAACAGUUAAAAGCCACUUGACUUGUUGCAUCUUCAGACACAAUUUCGAUCAAGGCAAUGAAAUGUUGGUGACUUUUGCACUGUUAAAAUGUCAGCCUUGUAAGUUUAACUCUCAAACGACCAAGCAAGAUCCUAGUCCUCUUUUUU
Molecule: messenger RNA, 5265 nt
Organism: Scleropages formosus (Asian bonytongue)
Lineage: Eukaryota; Metazoa; Chordata; Actinopteri; Osteoglossiformes; Osteoglossidae
Product: serine-rich adhesin for platelets
Exons: 11
Coding region: 255-4343 (1362 amino acids)
Source: RefSeq, a predicted model, not a curated record